AUUCUUCCCUAUAAACAUAAGAAAAUGUCUAUGCGAUUUAGAGAGUGAGAAAUCAAAAGACCUAACUUCGUUUUGCUCCGCGUUGAGUUAAUAAUCUUACAAGAAAAUCAAUUUGUCACUGAUGGAUCAUCCCAUGGACUCGUCUGCUGAUGAGAACAUUGUGGAAGAGAGUCACAAGCUGGUUGACUCAUUGGACAAGCUUCGUGUUAGUGCUGCGAGCUCUUCCUCCAAUUUCAAGAAGAAGCCUGUCAUUAUCAUUGUUGUUGGAAUGGCUGGCAGUGGAAAAACCAGUUUCCUUCAUCGUUUGGUCUGCCAUACCUUUGAUGCAAACAAGCGUGGCUAUGUGUUGAACCUUGACCCUGCUGUUAUGUCUCUACCAUUCGGUGCCAACAUCGACAUAAGGGACACUGUCAAGUACAAGGAAGUUAUGAAACAGUAUAAUUUGGGGCCUAAUGGUGGAAUCAUGACUUCUCUCAACUUGUUUGCUACUAAAUUCGACGAGGUUGUCUCUGUGAUAGAGAAACGUGCAGACCAGCUUGACUAUGUCCUUGUGGAUACUCCUGGUCAGAUUGAAAUCUUUACAUGGUCUGCUUCUGGUGCUAUAAUCACUGAAGCGUUUGCCUCAACCUUCCCAACUGUUGUCACCUAUGUGGUUGAUACUCCACGUUCCACUAGCCCAAUCACUUUUAUGAGCAACAUGCUCUACGCUUGUAGUAUCCUCUACAAGACCCGGCUUCCUCUUGUCCUGGCUUUCAACAAAACUGAUGUGGCAGAUCACAAGUUUGCUUUAGAGUGGAUGGAAGAUUUUGAGGUGUUUCAAGCAGCAAUACAAUCUGAUAACUCGUACACAUCGACCUUAGCUAACAGCCUCUCCCUCUCACUCUACGAGUUUUACCGGAAUAUAAGAUCUGUUGGUGUUUCUGCAAUCACUGGUGCUGGAAUGGAUGACUUCUUUAAAGCCAUUGAAGCAAGUGCUGAUGAAUACAUGGAAACUUACAAGGCUGAUCUUGACAAGAGAAAGGCGGAGAAGGAGCAGUUGGAAGAAGAGCGAAGGGAAAAGGAAAUGGAGAAACUAAGAAAGGAUAUGGAGAGUUCUCAGGGAGGGACUGUGGUUUUAAACACUGGUUUGAAAGAUAAAGAUGCAGCGGAGAAGAUGAUGGUAGAGGAGGAGGAUGAUGAGGACUUUAAGAUUGAAGAAGACAGUGAUGAUGCCAUUGAUGAGGAUGAGGAAGAUGAAGAGAUGAAUCGUUUCUACGUAUAAGUUAAAACUUUAAAACCAAAUCUUUCAGACUUUAUCAAGUUGCUUCAACUGGUUUUGUUUGUGUCCUUGCCUUGUUUUCCCCUGUUGUGUAGUUAAAACCAUGGAAUUGAUUCUCUUUGUGAGACAUUGUCUAAUGAUCUAAUGACUAUUAUAAACUAGAAUGUUGGGAGA
Messenger RNA from Brassica oleracea var. oleracea, 1432 nucleotides. RefSeq names its product GPN-loop GTPase 1. Gene Ontology annotation, molecular function: GTPase activity. Bases 122 to 1261 code for a protein of 379 amino acids. The transcript has 7 exons. Lineage: Eukaryota; Viridiplantae; Streptophyta; Magnoliopsida; Brassicales; Brassicaceae. The record is from RefSeq and is a predicted model, not a curated record.